Molecule: messenger RNA, 4684 nt
Organism: Mercurialis annua (annual mercury)
Lineage: Eukaryota; Viridiplantae; Streptophyta; Magnoliopsida; Malpighiales; Euphorbiaceae
Product: protein STICHEL-like 3
Exons: 6
Coding region: 963-4478 (1171 amino acids)
Biological process (GO): DNA repair; DNA-templated DNA replication
Cellular component (GO): nucleus; DNA replication factor C complex; DNA polymerase III complex
Molecular function (GO): DNA binding; DNA-directed DNA polymerase activity; ATP hydrolysis activity
Source: RefSeq, a predicted model, not a curated record
UAUCAAAAUGGUCCCCAAUUUCAAAAUCCCAGUUCCAAAAACAUAAAAAAUAUAUAAAAUUUUCACUCAAGAAAUGAAUAAAAUAUAUAAAACAUUUAACAAUUUUCUUUAGCACUCUGCAUGCUCAAACAAACGGACACACCGCUUUAUUGGUUAUGUACAUGUCCUGUUUUCUUUCACAGAUCUCAUUUUCCUCACUAAACUGCUACUGUUUCCUUAGUUUUUUCAGCUAAAAUUAGCUCUGUUUUCAGUGAAAAUGGAACUUUUUUUAAGUCAUGAGUUGCAUGUGAAGUUGGUGGCUGAGACUGAGACAACUGAGAGGGUUUAAUGAAGAUCUAAUCUUUGUGGUGUUAAUGAUCCAAACGGGUCAUUUUUGCUUUUUGGCAACUUUCAGGUGAAUGUAGUGUUUUCACUUGUUAUUUUUUCAAUCCAAAGUUUCUAUUUUGUUUCAUUAUUUUUGUGAAAAAGAUUGGGUUUUUGGUGGUUUAGUAUGAAAAUAUUGAGACUUUGAUUAGUGGGUAUAUGCAAUUAGUUGUGGUUUUGUGAUAUGUUUUUGCAUGGAAUUGUUAGUGCAAAAGUGAGAGUUGAAGCGUGGGGAUUUUGUAAAAAGAUUGAGGUUUUGAGUUUAUUUUGAUUGGUGGUAGUUUUUCUUUAGUUUGGUAGUGAUGGGUGUGUGACAUUUUGAGUAAUUUGUACUAUUUAAGGAGGGUUUUGGGGAUUUGAAUUGUAAUCAUUUUGUGAAGGUUGACACUUUUCCAAAUAAAUGCUAUGUGUUGGGUGAAGAAUCUUUGAUAGCUUGAAUCUUGCCUUUUGUUAUGGGCUUUGCAAAUCAAGUUAUGGUUAGUUGCUUAAUUUUGAGUAUCUGGGGAGGUUGCAUAUUUGGAAGGGAAAAUGCAAUUUAAUUUGAUUGAUUUUGUUAACCUGCUAGAGAUUCUGUUGUCAUAUGCAUUCCCUGUCUGAUCAUGACCAAGGCCGACCGUAAUAGGAUUCUCAAGGAUGCAAAUGGGCAAAUCAGUGAUCAUCUUCGAAACCAUAUUCAUUUAACCAAUUGCAUUCAUCUCAAAAACCAUAUGCAUAAGCAAAGUCCGAUACUGACUGAUAAGUCACUCAUGAGGGACCUCAUGGUUCUCCAGAGGUCCCGAUCACUGAGGGAUCCUUCCGCUAGUCCUCCUUCAUGGCAUUCACCUUCUGUUGCUGAUUUGCUACCUAAGAAAGGAGACAAGGACGUAGUAGAGGGUAGAAGGUCAAUUGGCAGUGAGCGUCGAAGAGAGAGUCGAAGACUUUCCGGUAGCUCGCCGCCCUUCUCAAAUUUAGCACCAUCAAAGGUUGUUCCUGGUGAGCUUAGUAGGGGAAAUGACAGGGUACCGGUUAUUAGUGAUCGGAGCAGCAAGAGUGGAGUUAGGGAUGGUAGGAGAAUUAAGAGAGAAGAAUCUAGUCGGAAAAGCACUAGGGUUGAUUUUCUGAGUGAGGAUGAGGACCCUUUACAAGAUCAAGAUGUUAAUGUUUUAGCUAAUGAUACUGUUUCAAGGAAUUCAGAAUCCAAAUCUAGAAAGAGUAAACAAAAGGGGAAGCAUAGUCAAGAUUUUGGUGUCAGAAUUCUUUCUGAGCAGUUGAAUGAAGUUGCAAUGGACAGUGAUGUAGCUUCUUCUGACGUCCAUCUACAUGGUAGACGGUCUCAACUGGAGAAAACUGGUGAAGCAAUUGAGGCCAGCAUUCGUGGUUGUAGUGGGUUAAAUCGGGGGAAAAGGCGUAAGUUUCGAAGUGCCAGAAGAACUAAGGCUACUCAAUCUAGAGAUAUUAGGGGCCAGAAUGAAAAUUUGUCCGUUGCUUCGAAUUCAUUUAACCAAGGUUCGGCAAGGCCAAGAUAUCGCAUGGAGGAAGAAGAAGAAGAAUAUGGGGGUCAUAGUGUUAUGAGAGAUCCUAGAAAUGGAUGUGGGAUUCCGUGGAAUUGGUCAAGGAUUCAUCAUAGAGGUAAAACAUUUCUCGACAUGGCUGGAAGGAGUUUGUCUUGUGGCCUGUCAGAAUCGAGGUUAAGGAAAGGUGGCAUGGCUUCCCAUGAGAGAAAUGUUGAUAAUAUGCCUGUGGAAUCUGAUUAUUCAAGUUCAUCUAAACAAUCUGAUGCUGAGGCGCUGCCUCUAUUAGUUGAUGUUUCUGGAUCCCAAGAAAGCACUGAUAAUGCUGGUUGGGUGCAUGAUUAUUCUGGAGAGCUAGGCUUAUAUGCUGAUAAUUUACUGAAAAAUAAUGUUGAUUCUGAUCUUGCUUCUGAAGCUAGAUCUGGUGGUCAACAAAAGCUUCGUAAUUGCAAUAGCAGGCAUCAAAAUUUAACUCAAAAGUACAUGCCAAAAACUUUUCGAGAUCUGGUGGGACAGAAUCUAGUGGCGCAAGCUCUCUCGAAUGCUGUUGUGAGAAGGAAGGUUGGCUUGCUAUAUGUAUUUUACGGGCCUCAUGGUACAGGAAAAACCUCAUGUGCCAGAAUAUUUGCCAAGGCUUUGAAUUGUCAAUCUCUGGAGCAUCCCAAACCCUGCGGCUAUUGCAAUUUUUGCAAUGCACAUGAUAUGGGUAAGAGCCGAAAUAUAAAGGAAGUUGGUCCGGUCAAUAAUUUUGAUUUUGAGAGCAUUAUGGAUCUGCUUGAUAACAUGAUUAUUUCCCACCUGCCAUCGCAGUACAGAGUUUUUAUUUUUGAUGACUGCGAUACUCUAUCUCCAGAUUCCUGGAGUGCGAUAUCAAAAGUCAUUGAUCGAACACCCAGACGUGUAGUUUUUAUCCUUGUCAGCUCAAGUCUUGAUGUUCUACCCCAUAUAAUUAUAUCCAGGUGCCAGAAAUUUUAUUUCCCAAAGCUGAAAGAUGCUGAUAUUAUAUACACAUUGCAGUGGAUUGCAUCGAAAGAAGAUAUUGAUAUCGAUAAGGAUGCACUAAAACUCAUUGCAUCACGAUCAGAUGGAUCAUUGAGGGAUGCAGAGAUGACUCUAGAACAACUGAGUUUGCUUGGUCUGAAGAUUUCUGUUCCUCUGGUUCAGGAACUGGUCGGGCUUAUCUCUGAUGAAAAGUUGGUGGAUCUUCUUGAUAUAGCAUUAUCUGCAGAUACAGUUAACACUGUGAAGAAUUUGAGAGUCAUAAUGGAAACUGGUGUGGAGCCAUUAGCUUUAAUGUCACAGCUUGCUACAGUUAUCACUGAUAUAUUAGCUGGUAGCUAUGACUUCACAAAAGAAAGGCACCGAAGGAAGUUUUUCCGACGUCAACCAUUGUCUAAAGAUGAUAUGGAGAAACUACGUCAAGCGCUGAAAACUUUGUCGGAGGCUGAAAAACAACUUAGGAUGUCAAAUGACAAAUUAACAUGGUUAACAGCUGCAUUGCUUCAACUUGCUCCCGAUCAGCAGUAUAUGCUGCGUGGUUCGUCUACAGAAACUAGUUUUAAUCAUAGUCCUUUAACCCUGCAUAACACGAAUGGAAGAGAGACAGUCAGGAGAGGCGGUGAACAUGCUGAGAUACCCAAUCAUGAUAGAGGCUUGUUGACACAACAUAGAUCAGAAAAUUAUCCUGUUGGAACUUCUGGUGCAUCAGCUGGUAUUAGUGUGGAUAGGAAGCGAAGUGCAGGGACUGCGGUGGCUCCUCAGAAGACAUCUGCAGUAUCUUCUGAUACAAUUAGAGGGAAUAAUAGACUUAUUUCAGGCAAAAGCUGCAAUCGAUAUGAAGAGAUUUGGUUAGGGAUGAUUGGGAAGAUUCAGUUUAACAGUAUAAGAGAGUUCUUAUAUCAAGAAGGGAAGCUGAUCUCUGUCAGUUUUGGUGCAGCUCCAACUGUACAGCUAAUGUUCAGUUCGCAUCUCACCAAAUUGAAGGCGGAAAAGUUUAGGGCUCAUAUUUUGCAAGCUUUCGAGUCUUUUCUUGGGUCGCAGGUUACUCUUGAAAUCCGAUGUGAAUCAGAUAAAGUCACAAGUGAAGGUUUCCAUGCGCCUCUUGUAUUACCAGCUUCUAUAAAUGCUUUGUCGCAGUGUCAAACGGCUGUUGAGCCAGAGUCUGGUGCUGGAAGAAGUGAAAUUGUGGAAUUGCCAGCUUCUCCCCGGGAAAUUAAUGGUAUUGGACAUUUCGACAACAAUGCAGAAUCUAGUAAACGAGCUUUACAGCGUGCAAGGGUGGGAGAAACAGUCAGCACUGGUUCCAUGUCAGAAAGAAGGAAACUUGGCGAGCCAAGUCAGAGUAUGAGCCUCGUGAGAGGCAAGGUUUCUCUUGCACAUGUAAUUCAGCAGGCAGAAGGAUGUAAACAAAAUGGAUGGUCCAAGCGUAAAGCAGUUUCGAUAGCUGAAAAGCUCGAACAAGAAAAUUUGAGACUUGAACCUAGAUCACGAAGCUUACUAUGCUGGAAGGCAUCUAGAGUAACUCGUCGAAAGCUUUCUCGGUUGAAAAUCCGGACGCGUAGACCUCAUGCGUUGCUGAAGCUCGUCUCUUGUGGAAAAUGCUUCUCCUCUAAAUCUCCAAGGUAGAAGAAAAAUAAUGAAAUUUCAAUGGCCUUCAAGUUAUUUAAUUCUGUAAUUAAACAGUUUAUUGCCAUUUACUUAGUAGGCAAAGGUUAGUCACUGAUAUCUUUUCCCUUCAAAUAAAUGUAUUAAUUAGUCAAUUCUGAUGAGAAUGUAGGAGAUAAUCAAAUAGUGUAGCCUCUUUCAAUUAAUUUUUCAUUUUAUUUAUGCCA